Molecule: messenger RNA, 1302 nt
Organism: Halichondria panicea
Lineage: Eukaryota; Metazoa; Porifera; Demospongiae; Suberitida; Halichondriidae
Exons: 8
Coding region: 536-1108 (190 amino acids)
Source: RefSeq, a predicted model, not a curated record
GUCAUUGAACACGUGGUUCAGCCAUUGUUAUAGAAGUCUAUUAUACGUACCUCUGCUUAUAGCGGUGCGAUAGCCUACCAACCACACUGUUUUUAUUCUACCACAACUCCAUCAAGAUCCAAAUCUACUGUUUCCCAAAGCCAAAGGACACAACUACCUGUACCUCGUGACAGAUCUAGAUCUAGUGCUUACAUGCCUAGAAUGGCUUUGGAAGACUUAGUUGAUGAUGCUAUGAAUGACAGAGAGGAAAUGUCUGACAAUGAAGACUUUCGCUUUGGUGAUUUGGAUGACCCAGACGUAGUAGACCGCCUCCAUACCGUUGAUCAGCAAGUUUAUACACGCUCUGAUGCCCCUCCUUCCCAUGCUGAUCAGCUUAUGACUAUGAUGCAACAGCAGCAAGCUCAACUUCAAAAAGUACUUGAUGGACAACAAGCAAUGGAAUUACGUCAAAGUGUAAUGGAUACCAAACUGGCUAGUUUACAGGAACAGAUCCUUCUCUCUCAACACAUGAACUCCUCACCCUCAAGCAGCUCUGAUGGGAAACGAAAACGUGUGGUCACUCGCACAUUAUCCUGCAAAGUAUAUGCAGCAACUGGAUGUUCUGUUUGAUACAUCUGAAGUAUUCUCUUCCAGUCACAACAAAGGUGUUCAAGAAACAAUUGUGCAAGAGAUACAAGAUCAACCUGAAUGCAAAUUUAGUGACAAAGAUAUAAGACUUGCAGUAAGGAGAUGUUAUGAAAACCUAAGGCGGACAUUCCUUGAACAACAAUCGGGAAAAGAAGAGCUCGUUGAGCAACAGUCCAAACGCAGAAAGUAUCGUUCUCGGCGUGAAAGAAAAUUUCAAAGGCGGUCAUCUGUGGUAACAAAGAACGAGAUGGAUAAGUAUUGGAAAUUGCUCAGUCUGGCUUAUGUCACGGAAGAGAGUGAAGAUCCAGACAACCCCAAUGGUAUCAUUGAACACAAACUUGACUGGCGUUCUGAGAGACUUUCCACUUUCAUGAGCACACUAGACUCACGCAUUGCCAAGAAGCAACCUGCAUCUCCAGGGUUAGUGGCUAAAAAAGUACGGAAGCUGGGUGAACCUUCCAAUACUACACCACCGGGAUGAUGAUGCUCCUAAAUGGGCUGUCAACAGCGAUGUUAUUCAGAGUACAUCACGCAACAAAGAGAACGUCUCGCCAGAUGAUAAUGCUCAAGCUCGCGAUCAAGCUGUCCAGUGACAUGAACAUUGUGAACAUAAUUAUUGUGCACAUGCAUGGUUGUGAAAAAGUAUUGGAUGAUGUCAUUAAAAAAAUUAAUUUA